ACAGUUGGGAGUGAUCCGCGUUCCCACCAUGUUGUGGACGACGAUACAGUUUAUGUGUAUAAUAACUUUUUGCAAUGUGCUUAUUAAGUGUGAAGUUCAACAAGAAAGACCUAAAAUAAAAACAUCCAAUGGUGACCUCAUUAUAGAACCAGCGUUCAACAAAAACAUAUAUUUACGUCGCAAUGGUCCUAAGUCAUCAGUAUACUUAGGUGGCUUAAAUAUACUUAAUAUUAAUUCUACUUCAUCUCAAAGCUAUCAACCGCCUUCCGGCAGUGACUUCGAGAGUGAUCUUCAAGAUGUAAAUAGCAUAUCUGAGCGAUUGCAGAGAUUAGAAAACCAAAAUACUCAAUAUCCAAGCGACUUUCUAAUCAAUAUAACGGUACUUUCAAGAAAAAUUAACCGAUUAAACAAUAGAGUUUCCAUACUCAGGACACAAAUGAGUAGAAAAGUUAAUAAUUGUGAGUCAAAUCCAUGUAGACACGGCGGAACUUGCUUAAACUUAGUAACAGGAUACCAUUGUCUUUGUCCACCAAAUUGGGAGGGACCAAAAUGUGAAGACGACGUGAAUGAAUGCCGCAACUUCGCCGGUACAGACUUGGGCUGCCAAAAUGGUGCAACUUGUAUUAAUAAACCAGGAUCUUAUGAUUGUCUUUGCAAAACAGGAUGGUUUGGUCUGCAUUGUACGAGGAAAGCUAAAGAUUGCACUGGCGGCGAUUUCGAAAUGUGUGGACAUGGUAUUUGUUUAACUACAACCUCUGGAGAUGGCAUCAAGUGCAUAUGCGAUCAAGGCUGGAAAACGAAUGGGACAGGAAUUGCUUGCCUCACAGAUGUAAAUGAAUGUGAACAAGGUACCCGGUGUUCUGUGAAUCCCAGAGUAGAAUGCAUAAAUCUUCCUGGUUCAUUUCGAUGCGGUAAUUGUCCACCGGGUUUUGAAGGUAAUGGAUAUGUCUGCUAUGAUAUCGACGAAUGCCUUACUUUGCCUAAUGGUGGUUGCAGUAUUACUCCUUUCGUCACUUGUCAUAAUACCAUCGGAUCAAGAAUUUGUGGUCCCUGUCCAACGGGAUACCAGGGUGAUGGCAUUUCUUGCACUUGGAGAGGCUCCUGUAGUGUAAAUAAUGGUGGUUGCCACCCGUCUGCGAGUUGUGUUGAAAGCCGGUUUGAUUUCACUGGGAGGACGGGACACUGCGUCUGCCCGAAUGGAAUGUAUGGAGAUGGUAUCGGUGUUCGUGGAUGCUACGUUCCAAACUCUGGUAAUGUAACUCUACAAUGUGAAGACAAUCCUUGUGGUGACCAUGGGUACUGUCAUUCACUUAGAACUGGCUACACUUGCAUUUGCCAUAAGGGUUUCAAUGGUGUACACUGUGAAAAUACAGAAAAUGUAUGUCAAAGUAAUCCUUGCCAAAAUGGAGGUAGCUGCCGCUUGGACGAAAGUUCGCCUUCGGGUUUCAGGUGUGAGUGUGCCGCUUUAUAUUCUGGAGACUUGUGUGAAUCACAUGCAACUCUUUGUGGUGGUGUGUUGAAUCACGAAGAAGGUAACAUAUUAUAUCCCCUGACUAAUGUAACUUAUAAUCAUAAUGCUCGAUGUGCUUGGGUAAUUCAUACUAGACCAGAGAAAGUUAUAAAUGUGACAUUUAGUAAAUUUAAUUUAGAAUCAAGCCCGGACUGUCUUUAUGACUUUUUACAAAUACAUGAUGGUAGAAGCUCAGCCAGUCAGCUAAUCGGAAGAUUUUGUGGUAGUGAAUUCCCUAAAGGAGGAAAUAUCAUAUCUAGUCAUAAUACUUUAUAUUUCUGGUUUCGGUCAGAUCUAAGUAUUGCUAAGGAAGGUUUUGCUUUACAUUGGUCUAGUGUAAACCCAGUGUGCGGUGGCGAAAUUGAUGCCAGUACUCACGGACAUAUCAGCUCACCGGGCUCUCCUGGUAAAUAUCCACCGAAUAGAGAUUGUUACUGGCAUCUAACCACAGCUCUUGAGAAAAGAAUCCAACUGCAUUUCUUCGCGCUAGAUAUUGAAUCACAUGUUAAUUGUAGUUUUGACUUUAUUGCCAUAUAUGACGGCGGGCAUAUUAGGGAUCCUCUUUUGGAAAAAUAUUGUAACUCAACUCAACCUGCUCCUUUGCAAUCAGCUGGUUCAGAGCUUUUAAUUUAUUUUCAUUCUGAUGCAUACAAUUCUGGUUUCGGUUUUCAAAUCGCUUAUGCCCCAGUUGAAGGUAUACCGGGUUGUGGUGGUUAUUUUACCACGUACAGAGGCGAGAUAACGUCGCCUACUUACAACGGUAAAUAUAUUAGUAAUUUAAAAUGUGAAUACAAAAUUAAAACAAGUGAAGACACAAAAAUCCGUAUUAAUUUUGUUUCUUUUUCUUUGGAGAAUUCAUUUAGAUGCAAGUAUGAUUAUAUUAAGAUUUAUGAUGGGCCAUCUAGUGAUUCUCGCUUUGUUGGUAAAUUUUGUGGUACAUUACAUCCGAAAUCAUAUACCUCGUCUUCUAACACGUUAUUCAUUAUAUUUAAAUCUGACCAUACAAUGACUUCCGAAGGUUUCAAAAUAACUUAUGAAUCUAUUUGUCACAAACAAUUACACGGAGAUAGUGGUAUUAUAAAAUCACCAGGGUAUCCCUUCAGUUAUCCAGAAAAUAAAGUUUGUGAAUACAUUAUCAAUACAACUCCAGGUAAGGCAAUACAAUUAACAUUCCAAGACUUUAAUGUUGAAAAUAACAGUUACUCCAAUUGUCAAUACGAUAAUGUUGAAGUUAGAGACGGACCUGAUAUCAACUCAACAUUACUUGGAAGAUUUUGUGGGUCGGAACUCUUACCUCCAGUUCAAACUUCAACAUUUAAUUACAUGUACAUACGAUUUAAGUCCGAUAUGAGUAUUACAGGUACCGGGUUUUACGCUAAUUAUACAACAAUAGAUACAGAGUGUGGAGGAAUUCAUAGAGAUACUACAGGGGUAAUAAGUCACCCAUCGGAUGGAGAAACGACUUACAAAAAUGAACAAUCAUGUACUUGGAUGAUAAUAGCUCCUGAAGGUAUGCAUAUUAAGCUUACAUGGGAUAGAUUCAGACUAGAAAAUCAAAUACGACCAACAUGUACCAGUGACUUUGUAGAGUUAUAUGAAAUAGAUGAUGAUAAUCAGCGUAACUUACUUGGUCGUUUUUGUGGUAGUACAAAACCACCCGUCCUCACCUCUUCUACUAAUAGAAUCAUGGUAAAAUUUGAAUCGGACAAUAGUAUAAGAGAAAGUGGUUUUUCUUUAUCAUAUUCCUUUGUAGACGAAAGAUCACACUGUGGUGCAUUCUUAGUAAAGUCUCGUGGUUACAUAUACUCCCCCGGAUGGCCCAACGUAUACGAGCCUAAUCGUGAUUGCGUUUGGACAAUCACUGUGCCUGUUGGGCAGCAAAUUAAACUCAACAUAUCCCAGUUUGACUUAGAACGUCCCAUACGCGACAAGUGUGAUCUUGGAGAUUAUUUAGAAAUAAAGAAUGGAGCGACAGAAAAUGCUCCACUAAUAGGUAAAUUCUGCGGUAAAUUUAAAUCAAAACGUAUUAUAUCAGCAGCGAAUAGUUUGUAUUUACAUUUCCAUUCUGACUUUUAUUUAACUGGUCACGGAUUCAAAAUCGAAUGGGACGGUACGAUAACGGGUUGUGGAGGAACACUCACUAGUGCGAACGGAUCUAUUUCGUCACCUAAUUAUCCUGAUAAUUACCACGAAAAUGCUGAAUGUUUUUAUAGAAUAGUCACAAGUGCUGGAUCUCGGAUCCACAUUUCCUUUACUGAAUUAAGUUUGGAGAUGACUCGGCAUUGUAUGGACGACUACGUAGAGAUAUUUGAUGGUAGAGAUACAAGCGCCGUAAGUUUAGGUAAACACUGUGAAAUUUCUAAUGCUUUGAGGAAUAUUGAAACUUCUAGUAACUAUGCAUAUAUUAAAUUUCGAUCCGAUUUUUUUAUAAGUAGCAAAGGCUUUCUACUAAACUAUAAUACAAUUUGUCAAUGUAACGUUACCGGUAAUUUUGGCGUUAUUGAGAGUCCAGGCUUUCCCAGUAACUAUCCUCACUACGCCAAUUGUCUAUGGACUAUAACAGUUCCAAGAGGAAACAAAAUUAACGUUACGUUCACACACUUUGACAUAUUUAAAACGAACCGAAAUUUUGCAUGGAGGAGGUUAGACUUUUUUGUAGUUCGCACACGUGCAGAAACGUGUGAUUCAGAUUUUGUACAAAUAAGCGAAACGGAUGGCACGUCUGUUACGGAAAAGCUUUGUGGGUCUACAUUACCAAAACAAAUAAAUGUUCAAAGUAAUAUUCUCAAUGUGAAAUUUAAAUCAGGCGGUUAUUUCACUAGAAGUGGUUUCCGUCUGGAAUGGGUUAAAGAUGGUUGCGGUGGUCUUAUACAAAAGCGAUUCGGUUUCUUGUCACUGGAUAAGAGAAUGGCUCUUGCUGAAAAUGAAAUAAACUGCGAAUGGAUAAUAGAAACUCCUCUAGGCUCAAGUGCUACAAUAUCAUUUACAGAGUUAUACAUGUACGAUAGUAAAAAUUGCACAGAGGAUGCGAUUGAGGUAUACAAUGGACAAAGUGUCGAUGCACCUCUCCUAACGCGAAUUUGCCAUCGAGAUUUGGUGCAAGUCCAAGGAAGUUCUAAUUUUCUUUUAGUAAGAUUUAUAAAAAAAUCUUCUCUUAGGAACGUAUACUUUAAUUCGCAUUUUGAUUCAUUUAAAUCUGGGUGUGGUGGUAAAAUGAUGGCGCACACCGGUAUAAUUUACUCAAAAAAUUAUCCAAAAAAUUAUGAUGAUAAUUUAGAUUGUGUUUGGUCUAUAAUAGUCCCUAAGAACCACCGAAUACGAUUAAAUAUGCUAGAAUUCGACUUGUAUUCAGAAGAUAAUGAAGAUUCGCCUUCUUGUGGUGACAAGAUUAAUAUUUAUGAAACAAGUAAUAUUUUUGACGCCAAUUACACUUAUCAUAUUUGCCCAAAGACGAACAUAUCUGAAAUUAUAUCUAAAACCAAUCAACUAAGCCUUCAAUUUCUUACAAAUGAUUAUGGGUCUGCUAAAGGUUUCAAAGCAUCCUUUGUUAUGAUAUGCGGUGCUCGCAUCAUAGCUGAUCGUGAUGGUGUAAUUAAUAAUAAAUUUUUGCAAGAUUCGAAUGAUACUUGUACAUGGACUUUACUAGCUCCUACACCCAGUUUAAAAAUUAAACUAACUAUAACGCACAUGUCGAUUCCCAAAUACACGAUAGAUGCUACAAAUACAAGUAAGUCAUGUCCAGCAUCAUUUUUGAGAAUAUUAGAUGGUGAUGAUGAGGAUUCACCUUUGAUCGAUGAAUACUGUGGAAAUAAAGUCCCUCCGAUGAUCGUGAGUCAUGGUAGUGCAAUGACUAUACAGCUUGGAAGUUACGUUGGUAAAAUUUCAGGAAUAUUUUCAGCCCACUAUACCACUUUAACUUCUGCUUGUGGAGGAAUAUUAACAUCGGAGGAAGGUACUAUCGCCUCGCCAAAUUAUCCCCAAUCAUAUCCUCACGACUCUGAUUGUGAAUGGAUUUUAAGCACAUCGCCUGGUAAUAAAGUAUACAUUACGUUUGAAGAGCUUAACUUAGAAUACUCAGAAGGAUGCAACGAAGAUUAUUUAGAAGUUCGUGAAGAUAAUGGUGGCGGCAGACUAAUAGGAGUCUUCUGUGGAAACGUCUUACCAACGAACACAACAUCUGCGAGUAAACUCUACAUCAAAUUUCACAGUGACAGUAAAGACUCUGGGCGCGGGUUCGUAAUUCACUACGGAUUUUUGCAUGGAAAUAAUAUAAUUGGUUUGACAAGAGGUGAAAUAACAUCACCUUUGUACCCCAAUGUAUAUAAGGGCGGCGCUGAAUAUACAUGGCGAGUAACAAUGAAAAACCCUUCAACUAUCGCUUUACGGAUUGACAAGUUGGAAAUUCAUAACCAGGAAGCAACUUGUCAAAAUCACUUAGCCUUUUAUGAUGGUUACGAUGAAGACGCACCACUUCUAGAAGAGAUGUGUGGAAUAAUAACAAACCAAAUUAAAUCCCUUAAAACUACUUCAGGUGUGGUGUACAUUAAAUUGCACUUGGAAGAGUCAAAUAUCGGUUCUCUUUUCCAUUUAUACUGGGAGCAAGCUGAUAAGGAUGAAGGAUUAGUAACCGGUGAAAAUCCUAAUUGUGGAUUUAAUCAUACAGAAAUAUUAGCACCAGGACGUAGUGUCACAUUUACCUCACCUAAUUAUCCUCUACCGUACGGCAGUGACUUACACUGCGUUUGGGUUUUUAAGUCAACACCCGGACGUCAUUUACUGUUGUCCUUUCAAGAUUUGUCUUUGGAAGAGACACAAAACUGUUUUGCAGAUAAAAUAAACAUAUAUUCCUCAAGCUCCUUAGACCAUUGGACUCCAAUAAAAGAAAAUAUUUGUGAAAAUGGAGCAAUAAAGGUUCCAAUUAACGCAUCCACUUAUCUAAAGGUUUCUUUUAAAACCGAUGCUUCCGUAGCACAAAAAGGCUUUUCAGCGAAGGUGGCAUCAAUGUGCGGAGGUGAACUUCUAAAUUCAGGAGUAAUAGAACCGACAUGGUUCGAUAUGCAAAAUGUAUUUUCAAGUAUGAUGCGAUGUGAAUGGAAGCUGAAAGUGCGACCUGGGCGAAAUAUAAAAAUAGUGUUUGAAAAUUUCAAUAUUACAAGUUCCGAUUGCUCUUCGUAUGUUAUAAUACAUAAUGGUGAAACAAGAGAUUCACCUUUAUUAGGUGAUGGUAGAUAUUGUGGCUAUGCACAUGAAAAAUUGAAUGACAUAACUUCAUCUAGUAAUGCCGUAUUUAUAAGUUCCGUAACAUACGUUUCAAGAGAUUCCCUCCCGGCCUUUAAAAAUUUUAAAAUACGUUUUGAAGAAUUAAAUAUUGUGUGUGGCGUAUCAUCUUCAUUGGACCUUGAUCAUCCAUGGGAAGUCAUAUCUUCACCUAAUUAUCCUUCUGUACCUCCAUCUUAUACAGAGUGUGUUUGGGUAUUCAUUGGUCCUCCGGGUGAAAUUUUACGUAUCGACUUUAUUGAAAGAUUUGACUUAGAAAAAUCGGAUUCUUGUGCUUCGGAAUAUGUUGAAAUUCGUGACGGGUCUACAAGAAUUUCUCCAAUAAAAGGUAGAUAUUGUGGUGAGAAGCCUGGUACAAUAAAAACUAGUAACAAUAUGAUGUUCAUCAAGUAUUCAACGCAAUUAUCAGAACCCAGAAAUGGGUUUAAAGCUAAUAUUUCUGUAGAUGUUUGCGGUGGUACCAUUGUAGCCAGCGAAGGUACUUUGACGUCACCAAAUUACCCACAUAUGUCUAUAUUACCGUAUGGUACAAUUUGUAAAUGGAACAUCAUUGGUCCUUCGGUAUUUAGUUUGAAACUUCAAUUAAAAGAUUUAAAUCUUCCUGACUCUGUGGAACCUUGUGCUACAAAACUAACAAUCAGCGAAAAUUCAAUUCCCGUAAACAAUACUGUUACUGUUUUAAAAGAAUUCUGUAACGACGACAUAGAAGAAUAUUUGACACCUAUAGAAUCAUUUACAAAUCAAGUUACAAUCGCAUUUUCUAUUGGUAAGCCGAAUGAUUGGGAUCAAAUUUCUGAUAGCAGGGGAUUUAAGCUAACGUUUAGUUCCUGGAGACCAAUAUGUGGUGGAACUGUUACGACAUCUGAAGGUUUUCUAACUACGCCUGGCUACCCCAGACUAUCGACAUUGAGGUUUUGUCAAUGGAAAAUUAAACUUCCUAAUUCUAAGAGACGUGUACGCCUAGAACUCUUAGACUUCGAUUUAAACAAUCAUCGCAUAGGAAUAUACAACGAUGUGCAAUUCCAAACUGUUAUUGAAAAAAUACCUGAUAAAAAUUAUACUACGACGGAUACUGUUUUUGAAUCAUCUGGAAGUACUUUAGGAAUCUAUGUGUGGUUAAGGCCGUCCGGAAUAAAAACUCACCGAUUCAAAGCUCAAUUUACUUCAAAUGAUGAAGCUUUGUGUGGAGGUGACUUAAGUGGCAACUCUGGAGAAUUAUUAGAUCCUGAUCUCCAACGUUCUUACGAAUGUGCUUGGCAUUAUAAUAAUGAAGAUGUAGAAGUUAACUCAAAUUUCCAAUAUAAAACCAUGGUCAUUCAAGCUAAUGUUAGUGUAUCAUCAACUAGUAAAAGUUGUAGAUUUACCGAGCCUCGUAUAAUUAUAAAAUCUACAAUCAUGAAAGAUCUCACCAUCAUUCGAACUAUUUGUGGGAAAAAUAAUGAAGAAACUUAUAGAUAUCCGUCAAACGCCGUGGAUCUUACAGCGGUUAGAAAUAAGGACAAAGUCUUGAAUUUCCAUCUUAAAUGGAAAUUACAACCAUGUGGCGGAGUUGUCUACGUGAGCGAAGAAAAGAUAAAUGUUUUGAAUUUAACAAGAAACAAUGGCGGCUCGAUAGAUUGCGGAUGGGUACUUGUCGCACCUCCAAAUAGUAAGAUUGAAAUUAAAUUAGAAGGUGAAUUUCAAUUGGAUUGCUCCAAUGAAUUUAUACAAAUAACCCAAGGUACUGGACAGUUGUCAACAACAAUUGGUGACUACUGUAAAGAUAGAAUUCCACAAAAUCCUUUAAUUACAACUUAUAGGUACACGUUUGUUGAUUAUCACUCAAGUGCUGCGAAUAGCACUAAAAUAAAAUUAAAUGUAAAAACUGCUUCAAAUCAAUGUGGAGGAAUACUAACAAAACAUGAACGCCAAUUUUCAUCGCCAAACUUUCCAAAAAGUUAUAUUAAAAACCAAGAGUGCAUUUGGGAAAUAAAAGCAGAAAUUGGUAACAGAGUGUCUCUUCAGUUUAUUGAACGUUUUGUAAUUGAAGAUACACCAAAUUGCACUAAAGACGCUGUAAUUAUUUAUGAUUGGAAGGACGACAUGUAUACUGAAGUUGCAAAACUUUGUGGUCGGCGACUACCACCGGCGUACAACUCGACUUACAAUCAAAUGAAAGUGGUCUUCCGCACCGACUCUGAGAUAAAUCUGGAUGGAUUUAGAGCUCAGUGGUCUUCUAUCUGUGGUGGUCUCUAUGUAGCAACCGAGAAGGAACAGAUACUAUAUAGUCCGGGAUAUAACAACGGAUACUUGCCUUCCUUGAAAUGCGAAUAUCGAUUUACCGGAAAAGGAAAUAGAAUUGAAUUGAAAUUUUUAACAUUUGAUAUAGAAGGUACGUUUCCAUUAUGCGAAUAUGACAACGUUACUUUGUCAGCUCAUAGUCAGUAUGACUAUGUUUACCAGGCAUACUGUGGAAACGAAAUUCCGUCUCCCUUAAAAAACGUUGACGAAGUCCAAAUGGUUUUAAGUACUGAUAGGUAUAGCAGUAGAAAGGGAUUUAAAUUGUCUUACUCUAUUUAUACUUGUGGGGGUAAAGUGAAUAAUAAUAGUCAUGUUAUAAAAUUUGACAAAUAUGAACGAGAUCUAAAUUGUACCUGGAUUAUAGAAGCUCCGGUGAAUAAAAUAGUAGUGUUGAGAUUUGAUUAUAUCGAUCUAGAGAGUAACCCCGAUUGCUAUAAUGAUUACAUUGCUGUUUAUAAUGGAGUUAGUAUAGAUAACAAUGAACGUCUUGCAUUGAUGUGUGGCCAUGUAAACUCGAGUACAACAAUUAAGGGCCGCGGUAAUGAAGUUCUCUUGCAAUUUGUAACCGACAGCAGCGUUGCAUAUACUGGAUUUCAAGUUGAAAUUAUUUUCAGUUACUCAGAAUCUGUUGGAUGUGGGGGACAAAUAGAUUUAACCCCUACAUCAAGUCAUACCUUAAAAUCACCACUUAUAGGAAACAGUUUUGUAUAUGAAAAUUAUUUAGACUGUAUAUGGUACAUAAAAGCCCCUCAAGAUUAUGUCGUUAAUGUUGAAUUUAUUUCUUUCCACAUAUCUUCUUGCUUUAAUGUUAAUCAGACGGCUCUUGGAUUCAGCAAGUGUGACUGUGAUUACGUUGAAUUCAAGGACGGAAUAAAUCCAAACAGUUUAAAUAUAGGUACUUAUUGUGGUCAUACGCUGCCACCACAAAUACAUUCAACUUAUGAAUACAUGUCUAUUCGCCUAGCCACAGAUGGUGAAAUCGCUAGUUCAGGUUUUGAAGCUGUAUUGUCAACAAAAGAAUUGCUUUGUGGACAAAGUGUUUUUACAGUUACAAAUAAUGUUCAAACUUUAAAAUCACCAAAUUACGAUUCUCACUAUAUUUUACGUGACUUGCAUUGCUCUUAUCGUUUAAACUCAGAAAGGUAUAGUACAGUACGACUAUCAAUAAAGAAUUUAGAUUUGCAAGUAGGUUCUACGGAUAUAAAUAAAUGUGAUAAAGAUUAUUUAUUAAUAACAAAUAAUCCUUACCCCUACAACAUGUCAAUCGGAAAGGAAUUUAUCCUGAAUCCACAAGUUAGUUACUUUUUUGAUGUUUCUAGUUUUUAUGAACAGACCUUUCCAAGUAGUUUGAUGUUCUGUGGAGUUAAAAAAUCAGUUGACUUAUAUGUUAACGGAGAAAUUUCGAUGUAUUUAAAAACUGCGCCCUUGGCAUUUAGAGGUCACAGAGGAUUUGAAAUAGAAUUUGUUAAAUCCGGUUUCUGUGGAAGAAAUUAUACCGAUUCACAAGGCAGGAUAAAGUCUUUAUAUCCAAAUCCAGAUGAGUCUAAAGAUUGCUAUACGCUUAUCACUGCACCUGAACGUCACACAGUAGCUCUUUACUUUAUGUUUAUUUCUCCCGAUUAUGAUAAUGACAAGGUAUAUCUAGAUAUAUUUGAUGGAAAUAAAACAACGAGUCCACUUUUAGUUAAAUUCUCAAAGGAAGCCAUAGGUUUCUCUGCAGUUUUUUCAACGGGCAGGAGCUUACUUUUACAUAAUCACGGCGGAGAAAACAACCGAAUGGUGUCAUUCGAUUUGAACUAUGUAGCUACUGACAAAGACCGCGGGUGCGGUGGCAAGCUAAACAAUGUGGUAGGGCGAAUUAUGAGCCCUUUGUAUCCCGAAGUUUACCGUCAGAAAAAUACAUGUGAGUGGGAAUUGGAAACUCCCCAUGGAACUCACUUGAUGGUCCAUUUUGAGGUAUUCGAUCUUGGUGUUGUAUGCGAUCAAAAUUACCUUCAACUUGCAGAUAGAAACGGUAACACGAUAUCUACUUAUUGUUCGGAAAUGCCUGCAGAUUAUACAAGUUCAGAUAAUUACGUUAAAAUAAUAUUUACAACAAAUAUGAAUAAUGGUGGAACAGGUUGGGUUGCAGAUUUUGUUGCAAUAGUCUGAUUACAAUUUGAUAUUAUAACAAAAAUUGAAUUAAGGAAGUAAAAAAAUCAAACCAUUUCAAUAUGUCUUUCGAUAUAUACUAUUAUUUUCCAUGUUUGUUUAACUUUAAAUUGUUUUGUAAAAUAUAUAGCUAUCAUAAUAUUUAAUUGUUAUUAAAUUGUUAAGCUUUACCGUAGGUCUUUACAGCCGAAGCGUAAUGGAUUCUUACAAAUGUUUCUGCUGUGGAAAUUUACGCUUAUAAAAAUGUGUAU
Molecule: messenger RNA, 11469 nt
Organism: Papilio polytes (common Mormon)
Lineage: Eukaryota; Metazoa; Arthropoda; Insecta; Lepidoptera; Papilionidae
Product: cubilin
Exons: 1
Coding region: 29-11218 (3729 amino acids)
Molecular function (GO): calcium ion binding
Source: RefSeq, a predicted model, not a curated record